UCAAUAUUAACGCAUCAUUUUCCCAGAAUGUUAUCUAAACACCAAACAGGUUAGCUAGUUUUCGUCAACAUUACAAAUAUUUCGCAAUAUUGGAACAGUCAUAAAAACGGAACAUGCUUAGUGGCAGUAUAUAUUACAAUACCCUUCGGUGGCAGUUGUAGUUUCAGUUUCGCGCUUUCAUUAUAAGCACCGAUAUGGAGAGUAAUAAUUGGCGAGGGGUUCCUUUAACCGAGAUAUGGGGGGCGGAGUCCCCGUGGGGAGCACCGGAGUUCCCUUUAGUUGUCCUGGCGGCAGACCACACAGUGUUGUACCAUAUUCCAAGUUUGGGGUCAGGUGACCAGCCGCUGGAACCUCGGAACGGAGAAGACAAAUGGGAUGAUGAUUUCGUCAAACUGCCCUGCUCGAGUCAGAGUUUACACCAGGUUCAAGAUAGCUCGGGAGAAACACACAUGAAGAAACGCUGGGAUUCGAUCCAGAAGGCCCUGAGUCAGCCAAUCCGGAACAGCCAGGAGCUGGCAGAUGCCAUCUUAAGCUAUAACACGCAGCUCAAGGACACUUGGAAGUUCAAGGCACUGCAUAAGCUGUUCAAUGAGCAUUUAGAAAAAGAGGAAUCCCAGCACUUCUUUGAUGUCACUCUGCCUCAGAUGACUAAGCUAGCCCUAGACUUACCUAAACUGAUUCAAUCCCCGAUACCAGUGUUAAAACAAAACAAGAAUCAGUCUAUAUCACUAACGCAGCAGCAAAUAUCGAGUUUGCUCGCAAACGCUUUCUUCUGCUCAUUCCCGAGGCUAAAACAGGAAGACGGCAAAGAAAAGACUUCGGAAUACGUUUUUAUUCCACGCUUCAAUUUUAAUACCCUCUAUGAAACAUCAGGAGCGGAUCAUGUCCUGGGCAAACUUAAGUGUCUCCUUAAUUACUUUAAAAGAAUUUGCACUGAAGUCCCAGUGGGUGCGGUCACAUUCUCCCGUCGGUCAGUAUCUGACCACUGCCCCGAUUGGUCAAAGUCAUCCGCCUCUCUUUCUGUACCUCUACAUGUCGACUCUUCCAAUGGUAUUGAAGACGCUGACGGUUUAAUACAAAUGGACUUCGCUAACAAACGACUCGGCGGAGGCGUGCUGCGCCGGGGUUGUGUGCAGGAAGAGAUCCGCUUCGUGAUCUGCCCCGAGUUAUUAGUUUCUAUGCUGUUUACUGAGACGUUGCUACCUCAUGAAGCGGUCAUGAUUAUAGGCUGCGAACGCUACAGCAAGCACUCCGGCUACAGCCGCACCUUCCGCUUCGAGGGCGACCACCGUGACGUCACGCCGUCGGACUCGUCUCGUCGCCGUCGCGUCGCCGUGCUGGCUAUGGACGCGACACCUUAUAGGGGGGAUAAAUAUCUGCAGUAUACUUUACCGGCAAUAGAUAGGGAGCUUAAUAAGGCUUGGGUCGGCUUCAGCUUUUACUCCAAACAGCAACCCUCGUGUCUGCAGCACCCCGGCCUCGCCACCGGGAACUGGGGCUGCGGGGCCUACGGCGGCCUCCCGCAGCUCAAGACCCUCGUACAGCUCAUGGCGUGCGCGGAGGCCCGGAGGCCUAUGGCGUACUACACGUUCAACGAUGAGGGGAUCCGGGACGAGUUUGUGAACGUUUAUAAUAUGCUGAAGGAACAUAAGGUUACAGUAGGACAACUGUACCAGUUGAUCGCGAUGUUCUGCACGACGGACGUGCGUAAAAACAACCUGCACGACUUCAUACAGCACGCGCUGAACAACGAUCCACCCUCUAUUGAAAAUACGGCUAAACUGAAUGAGGGCUAACGCGUAUGAAUUCGCCGCUAGGGGCGCUAGUGUAGAUGGUGGUCUUUUCCAUAGUUCGAAAUGUCAAAUGUCACUUCAAUGACUGACAGCUGUUCUUUAGUCUUUUGGAUAUGGAUGGUAUAGAAAGGAUGCCAAUCUCUGAUGGCAUGGAUGGUCAGCUUUAAAUAAUAGUUCCUAAUCUCUCCGGUGGCGCUAGUUAGGCUCUGGGACAUGAGUAUAACAUGAACCAUAUAAGGCAACAAAUAACCCGACCAAAUUACGUAGGUUGUUUGUGGUAGUAUUUCGGUGUAUGGUGGCGCCGCCUAAUUACUGUUUUUGAUGGACACUUUUCAUACAUAGAGAUUUGGCUCCUUUAUAUAGUCUCCAUGUUUCCAUAGUUCGAAAUGUCAAAUGUCACUUGUCACUUCAAUGACUGACAGCUGUUCUUUAGUCUUUUGGACCACCAUCAACAGAGGCGCCAACUGGUGAGCAAAAAAACGGUAGCCCUCAUUGUCGCCCGCGAUAUUUCCGGACUGAUACGACCAAACCUUCAAGAAAAGGGCGUACUCCCAUCUUAAAGGCUUCCGUCCAUCGGCGACGAAAAUUGCUUAGGUACCAUCAGGUGAUUCUUCUGCUCGUCUGACUCCUGUAUCGUAAAAAAAAAUCUAAAUACUAUGUAAAAUAGAUGUUAUUACAGGGUGUCCUUAGCCAUUGGACAAAGCCGUAUGUAAAUGUACAUAUGCAUUAGGGUAUUUAGAAUCAGUAUACCAAGUAUCAUAACAAACGGUGUAGUGGUUACGAAGAAAUUAACAAAUUACGAUUUUUUACUUUGGAGCAGCCUGUAUGUUUUAAUAGCUCCCGAGGUAAUAAAUAGUAUGAAACCUUAUUUAUUGAUUAUCUUUUUUAUUUAUGACAUUAAUAAGAUUCUCACCAUGGAGACUGUAUAAAGGAGCCAAAUCUCUAUGUAUGA
This is a messenger RNA of Cydia strobilella, 2745 nucleotides long. RefSeq names its product poly(ADP-ribose) glycohydrolase-like. Gene Ontology annotation, molecular function: poly(ADP-ribose) glycohydrolase activity. Gene Ontology annotation, biological process: nucleotide-sugar metabolic process; carbohydrate metabolic process; regulation of DNA repair. Gene Ontology annotation, cellular component: nucleus; cytoplasm. NCBI's taxonomy places the organism in Eukaryota, Metazoa, Arthropoda, Insecta, Lepidoptera, Tortricidae. Bases 195 to 1796 code for a protein of 533 amino acids. The transcript has 10 exons. The record is from RefSeq and is a predicted model, not a curated record.